This is a messenger RNA of Ananas comosus (pineapple), 1596 nucleotides long. Its product is annotated as GDSL esterase/lipase At5g45910-like. The transcript is spliced from 5 exons. Gene Ontology annotation, molecular function: hydrolase activity, acting on ester bonds. NCBI's taxonomy places the organism in Eukaryota, Viridiplantae, Streptophyta, Magnoliopsida, Poales, Bromeliaceae. The coding region runs from base 119 to 1210 and encodes 363 amino acids. The record is from RefSeq and is a predicted model, not a curated record.
UUGCCAACCGAUUUGUACCCCUAUAUUUAUCCACACACCCUUCGCCUCUUCCCUCGAUCGCUCUUCAUCUCAUUAACAACGUAGUUUAGCAAUUAUUUAGCUACAAUAUAUCGCGAACAUGAAGAUCCCAAUAAUACUCGUACUUUUUCUAUUUUGGUACUACUUCGAAUUCGCCUACUCGCAGAGUUACAAUGCGAUCUUUAGCUUCGGGGACUCGAUGUCCGACACGGGCAACCUGUGCGUCAACGGGAACCCGUCGUCGAUCACCAUGGCGCAGCCGCCUUACGGCGAGACCUUCUUCGGCAAGCCGACGUGUCGCAGCUCCAACGGUCGCCUCGUCAUAGAUUUUCUCGCGGAGGCGUUCAGUCUGCCGCUGCUGCCGCCGUCGAAGGCGAGCGGAUCAGACUUCGGUAAGGGCGCGAACAUGGCGAUUAUCGGCGCCACCGCGUCGGAUUCUUCGUUCCUCCAGUCGAUCGGGCUCGGAAGCAAGAUAUGGAAUAAUGGACCCUUCGACACGCAGAUUCAGUGGUUCCAGCAACUAAUGCCCACUUUUUGCACCAGCUCACAAGACUGCCAGGACUAUUUGAGUAAAUCCUUGUUCGUAGUCGGAGAACUCGGCGGAAACGAUUAUAACGCCGCCUUGUUUGCCGGCUGGAGCCCCGACAAGACGAGCACCUACACACCUCAAGUAGUCCAGUAUAUAUACAACGGUGUAGAGAAAUUGAUCGGAUUAGGUGCGGUGGAUAUCGUCGUGCCCGGGGUUCUACCCAUAGGGUGUUUUCCUAUCUACUUAACAAUUUUUCAAAGCUCUAACCAAGGCGAUUACGAUCAAAUUGGUUGCUUAAAAAAGUUCAAUGAUUUAUCCUCCUAUCAUAAUAAACUGCUCAAACAAGCACUAUCAAAGCUUCAAAGCAAAUACUCUUCAACGAGGAUUAUGUACGGAGAUUAUUACGAUCAGGUGUAUCAAAUGGUGCAGAGCCCUCAAAGCUUCGGACUCACAUAUAGCCUAAAGGUGUGCUGCGGCGCGAGCGGUCAGAGUUCGUACAACUACAACAACGACGCGCGGUGCGGCAUGUCGGGGGCCAGCGCCUGCCCCGACCCCCAGGACUACCUGAGCUGGGACGGAAUCCACUUAACCGAAACCGCGUAUCAGUCCAUAGCCAACGGGUGGCUCAAAGGUCCCUACAGCAAUCCUGCAAUUCUCCAUUAAGACCAAAUUUGCACCCAUUACGUACUAAUAUUCCAUGAAGGUGUAACAUACAUAUUUACAUGUUCUUAGCAUUAUUGGAUAUAAUGAUAAGCUGAAAAGAGUGAGAAUAAAUUUCUGCAGAUUUGUUUACCAGGAAUGACCAGUUGUGCACCGUAGAUGACCCCAGCAAGUGUGAUUAUAGUUGGCAUAAGUAUAACCCAGCAAGUUUGUAUCAGUUCUCAAGUGUGGUCCGAGUUUCUGUAAUUUUGAAACUCGUAUUUGUUUGUAUCGGCGUCGUCGCGCUUGUAAUUCCCUGAAAUUUUAAGUGUAUUUGAGCAAAUUGUCCCUGUUGGUUACUCUGAUUUUUCCUAUUUAAUAAGUAAUGCAUGGGCAAUUGGAUGGUUUUA